This is a messenger RNA of Archocentrus centrarchus (flier cichlid), 3798 nucleotides long. It is a transcript of the gene ddx19b, whose product is annotated as DEAD-box helicase 19b. Bases 171 to 1622 code for a protein of 483 amino acids. NCBI's taxonomy places the organism in Eukaryota, Metazoa, Chordata, Actinopteri, Cichliformes, Cichlidae. The transcript is spliced from 12 exons. The record is from RefSeq and is a predicted model, not a curated record. Gene Ontology annotation, molecular function: nucleic acid binding; RNA helicase activity; ATP binding.
GGUGCUUGUGUUCCACCCGGCGACAUUGCCAGUUGCCUAGGUGUCCAGAAUCGGGAUCUGCACGCCAUUGUGGAAAAGAGUUACUUACACAUUAUUGACUCUUAAGCCUGAGCUAGGAAUCUCUAGUCGACUUUCCUGAGUAUAAUAACUGAAGAAGAAACUGCCCCACAAUGGCUACGGACUCCUGGGCCCAGGCAGUGGACGAGCAAGAAGCUGCGGCGGAAUCGAUCGGAAGCCUUCAAAUAAAAGAGAAGCCAGAGGAAAAUGGAACGACUGCAAACGCAACAGACUCUGCAGCUGCAAAAUCAGAAGGAGAGAAGGCGGCAGAUGACGACGACAAAGAGGACAAAGCAGCACAGUCUUUAUUAAACAAGCUGAUCCGAAAUAAUCUCGUCAACACAACUAAUCAAGUGGAAGUUCUUCAGAAGGAUCCAAACUCUCCACUUUACUCUGUCAAGUCUUUUGAAGAAUUAAGGCUUAAACCACAGCUGCUUAAGGGAGUGUAUGGUAUGGGUUUCAAUCGGCCAUCCAAAAUCCAGGAAACUGCCUUACCGAUGAUGCUGGCUGAACCUCCACAGAAUCUGAUUGCUCAGUCUCAAUCAGGAACAGGAAAAACAGCUGCCUUUGUUCUGGCCAUGCUCAGCCAUGUCGACCCCAACAACAAAUACCCCCAGUGCUUGUGUGUGUCACCCACCUAUGAACUGGCACUUCAGACUGGUAAAGUGAUCGAGCAGAUGGGCAGAUAUUACCCUGAAGUCAAACUAGUCUACGCCAUUAGAGGGAACAAGUUGCAACGGGGCAUGAAACUGCAGGAACAGAUAGUUAUUGGCACACCUGGUACCAUGUUGGAUUGGUGCAGUAAAUUCAGGUUUAUAGACCCCAAGAAAAUUAAGGUGUUUGUGCUCGACGAGGCUGACGUUAUGAUCGCCACACAGGGUCACCAGGACCAGAGUAUACGCAUCCAGAGGAUGCUGCCUAAAAACUGCCAGAUGUUGCUGUUCUCUGCCACAUUUGAAGAGUCUGUGUGGAACUUUGCUCAACGCAUUGUGCCUGAUCCCAACAUAAUCAAGUUGAAGAGAGAGGAGGAAACACUGGACACCAUCAAACAGUACUAUGUGUUGUGUAACAGCAAAGAGGAAAAGUUCCAAGCUCUCUCUAAUAUCUAUGGAGCCAUCACCAUUGCCCAGGCUAUGAUCUUCUGUCAUACAAGGAAGACUGCAGGCUGGCUGGCAGGAGAGCUAUCCAGAGAAGGCCACCAGGUAGCGCUACUCAGUGGAGAAAUGCAAGUGGAGCAGAGGGCUGCCGUCAUUGAACGCUUCAGAGAUGGAAAGGAGAAGGUCCUGGUCACCACAAAUGUUUGUGCCCGAGGUAUUGAUGUAGAGCAAGUUUCUGUGGUGAUCAACUUUGACCUGCCAGUUGACAAAGAUGGUAACCCCGACAACGAGACAUACCUGCACAGGAUUGGCCGCACUGGUCGAUUUGGGAAAAGGGGACUGGCCAUUAACAUGGUGGACAGCAAGAUGAGCAUGAACAUCCUCCACAGGAUCCAGGAUCACUUCAAUAAAAAAAUUGAAAAACUGGACACGGAUGAUCUGGAUGAAAUUGAGAAAAUUGCCAGCUAAAGAAAAAGCUGUAUUUGUGUGAAGGACGCCCAGCUUCUUUCCCCCUCUUUGCUGUCCCAGGACUGUACGCUCCUGCAGUGUUUUAUUGCUUUUAUUUUAUUUUAUUUGUUUUGGGGUUUUUUUUAGUCGUCGGAGAAAAGAGCAAAACCACACACACAGCAUAUGUUUACAAGUGGAAAUGUCUCCUCUCAGACAAGUGUUUUGUAAGUCUCUGAUACAUACCCUAUUUCACUCUUUGUACUCCUUUAAAUAAAGUGUAUGAGUUUAAUGCUUUGUAUUGUGAUGCUGUAAAAGCAGGCAUAGUUGACUUUUUUUUUCUUUUUUUUUUAAAUUUCUUUAAUAUGUGGAUAAGAAUAACACUUUUUAGUGGUGGGCGUAGUGGUGGCAUGAUACAAGCUAUUCUGUAAAGAGAUUCAGAAAAAUCCUAAUAGAAAAAAAAUAUUCAUUUUAUGUGCCACAAAUAUUUUAAAGUAUAACUGAAUGUAACCGUAUCAUGUGGACUAUUACAGCUUUUAUCGUGCUUUUUUAUGAGUACCAAAAUCAGUACAAAGGGUGAAGUUGGGUAUGCUGCUCAGAGCUGUAGUUUUGAUUGUGUUACUGAAAUGGCGAAUGGUUGGGGUUCAAGGGUCUAUGCAAACUUAUCAACCUGUGAUAGCUACUAUCAAACACUAUUAACCUGUAUUCACAUGACACAAAUUAAUCCUGAAAUAACCUCAGCUUUAGCAUCAGGGUGUGUAGUCAAAUGCCAAAAAAAGGCUGCCUAGAGUGAUAACACAUUACUAACUCCAAGUCAUGGACAUUUAGAUGUUUCUGUGUUUAGCCAGUAAUUGAUCAUCUGCCAGCCACACAUCUCACACGCAUGCUAUUUAUAUCAUUUUUAACAACGCCGAAAUGGCCAUAAGGAUGAGCUUGGUGGCACUGCUAAGCAUUAGUCAUUAGUCUUCUUUCUUCCUUCAUCUCAUAAAACCAGAUUUUUAACUGAAAAUGUGACCGUUACGGUGAUGUUUCCUUUGUGUCUCACUGUCCCCACUCAAUCGUUUCAAUCAGGGUUUCAAGUUUGACUUUAGCUCAGCUACAUUUCUUCACCCAGACUGUGCUGUUAUUAAGGAUUGUGAGUUUAAAAAUUACGCAAUGCCUUCCUCAAGUGCAUUAUAUAUACAUAUGAUUUUGUUAUUGAUAUUUAAGCUACUGGGCUUAAAUUUCUGACUAACACUUGAAAUUUUGAUUAUAUAUUGAAUUAUGGGCGUCUUUAGGAUGUGUGAAUUAUCUUCUUGAAACCAAAUGCUGAAUUGACUUGAGGACCUAUGCUAAUCAGAUUUACUGUGUUGCUCCAACAUGGUCGCAAGGAUAGGAAAUGUGUACUUGUGUACAUAUUAAAAAAAAAAAAUUGUUAAAAAUAGUUUUACUGAAUUUUUGAGAUUGUCACUUCUAAGAAGUGCAGAAACAUUCCUCAUAAGGUUCAAUUUUGACAGACGCAGCACUUCGAAUAUGGUGAUAUUAAAUCAGUUAACCUUGCAUCAGUUGGAUGACUGUACAAAAAUCAAGAACAGAUAUGUGAUGUCUGGUGUAUUUGAUCACUGCGCUGGAACAUUAAGACCGGUGACUGGUCAACCUGAACCUUUUACAAACCUCAUCUGGCUCCCAGCGGCACAGAGAAGACUGUCGGUGGUAGUGCGGAUUUUAUGGACUAUUUAUGGACAACUUGUUGAAAAUCACUCAAUGAACAGAUGCAGCCAAAUUAGAAGGAAGUGACCUCAAGUUUGCUGAAAAUCCACAGGAAUAUAGUCUGUGAAGACUUUUGGGUAAAGAAGCAGUGUAUGCAGUUUUAUUCGGACAUUCGGAUGUAUAUGUUAUCAGUGAGUGUGUGCACUUUGUCGAUCCAUAAUGUAACGCCACUGUAUGAGACCCGUGGACACAAAGCAGUUUUGGCUAUAGAACUUCACACUUUUGCCCACAUGUUGUACACCUUGUUUGAUAAUUCUUGACAACCCACAAAACCCAUUUAUAAUUGUGCACAUUGCCGAAUCAGGCUUAAGGCAAGUUGUCUGUUGUAACCUAAAGAUCUUGUGUAGACAGUGAUAGGUUCAAGGGAUGUGUUCUUCUGUAGCUAAGCUGCGUUCAUGGACACAGAUAUGUACUCUUAAUAUGUUGAAUUAAAUGAACAUCUAGCUGUUCA